This is a messenger RNA of Fusarium subglutinans, 3054 nucleotides long. Its product is annotated as tetratricopeptide and DUF676 domain protein. The record is from RefSeq and is a predicted model, not a curated record. NCBI's taxonomy places the organism in Eukaryota, Fungi, Ascomycota, Sordariomycetes, Hypocreales, Nectriaceae. Bases 1 to 3054 code for a protein of 1017 amino acids. Gene Ontology annotation, molecular function: ADP binding; protein binding. The transcript is spliced from 5 exons.
AUGGGGGAAAGGCAAGUAGGUAUCAUGGUGUUGAGCCCUGAGGGGGAUGACGACUCCAAUGGAGGUUCAAGCGAUAUCAAUGUUGAGUACGUUAUGUCACAAAAAGAUACUCUUGACACCGGUCAAACAAUAGCUAACAUCUAUCCGAACAGUAUCCUGUUCGUCCAUGGGCUCGAUGGCGAUCGUGUAGGCUCAUGGACAGCCGAAGGUCCAAAGAUGUGUUUUUGGCCCAAAGAUCUCUUGCCCAGAUAUUUUCCUAAAGCUCGUAUCAUGACGUUCGGGUACAAUGCCAAUGUUAUCUUGAAUACCGUUGAGGGCCGCAUAGCUGAGUUUGCUAACAACUUGAUUGCGGAACUUUCAGCUCGGAGAUGUGGAGAAGUCAAAAGCAGGCCCUUGAUAUUUGUUUGUCACAGCAUGGGAGGUAUUGUUGUAAAACGUGCUUUAGCUGCAGCCAGCAACCGUCUGGCUCAUAGUGGUAUUAGCGAAUCAUGUCAUUCUAUUAUUUUCAUGGCUACUCCACACAGAGGAAGCAGCAAGGCCGCAUAUAUGGACCUGGCUACAAAGCUGGUCAAUGUUCUCAGCGGCCGUGUUACUACAAAAGCCAUAAAAGAGAUCACGUUAUUCUCGGAUGUUUUGGAUGAUAUUAACUCCUCAUUCGUUGAUAUCUCGUGGAAAUAUCAAAUCGUGAGUUUCUUUGAGAAAGAGCCUACUGGGAAUUUAGGAAUGAUUGUCGAGAAGUUCUCCGCCGUAAUGGAAGUUCCGGCAGAGAUAAACCAGAUUGCUUGCACGGCGAAUCACAGAACGAUUUGCCGCUUCCACGAUUCAGGUUCGGCUGAUUUCACCACCUUUCGUCUUCAAUUGCAGUCUUUGGUGUCCAGUGCAACGGACGAAGCGAUGUCAUCUCUUCUGGACGCUAUGAGCUCUGAUAGUGAUCGAUCUUUUGCAAUUUCUGGUCUCGGCGGACUAGGCAAGACACAAUUAGUCCUAAAGUUUAUACACACUUAUUGUCAGAAACUUGGUUACUCACAUGUUUUAUGGGCGACCGCCGAGGACAGCAAUAAGUUAGCAAAUGCGUUCCGAGAUAUGGCCGUUGAACUAGGUGUUGUUGAGCAAUCGGUCAUAGACGACGACAGAUGUCGGCAGGCCAUGCGAGAUUGGUUCACCAACCACAAGCGAUGGCUCUUAAUCUUGGACAAUGCAGACAAGCCCAGAAUUCUGGUGGAUUAUAUCCCCUAUCCAUUACAUGGGUCAGUUAUCCUGACUUCUCGUGACGGCGGAAUACAGCGCAAGGAAUAUGCAGCAUCGGGGCUGAAGUUACCCCCACUAACGGAUGCUGACGGCGCUUCAUUCCUUUUGAAAGCCUUACGCGACCACCCUGAUGCGCCUGAACUUGACGAAGGGGACGUAACCAUUCGCAACCUCGCGGCUGAGAUCUCAAGAGAACUUGGCGGCCAUCCUCUCGCAUUGACGACUAUAGCCGCUUACAUCAAUAACUGCGACAGUUCUCUGGCGGAAUUCCUAGCCAAUUUUCGCCAGAAUCGUGGAGAGAUUUUUGAAAAGACCGCCCCAUACAAUCUGGAGCCCGAACCUUAUUAUAAGCAAACACUUGCUACGUGUUGGUCUAUGACUUUGCGACCAUUACACUUGGAUAAGGGUGCAGGUGCUGUUCUUGGAAUCCUUGCCUUGCUUGACCCUGACAAAAUCAACAUGGACAUACUUGCAGAUUAUGCAAGUGACAAAAGAGCUUCUAGAAUAUCGGCCUUGGAAAAUCCUUCCACUUAUCGAAGUGGUUACAUUAUUUUGCGCAAGAGAGCUUUUGUAUAUCAAGGAGCAACAGGGUUCACGGUUCAUCGAUUGGUCCAAGAAGCAUGGAUUUCGGAGCUGAAUGAGAGACACAUGCUCUGGGAGGCGUUCGACGAUGCUGUUAGAUGCAUCGCUCGUAUAUACCCCCGACAAGUUAAUGGCGAAUCAAUGAGCAAUGACUUCGACGACUGCCGCAAGCUGACCUCUCAUGUUAUCUCUCUAGAAAAGCAUUUCCAGAAGCAUUUCAAGCAACUUUUCGAUUCGUCAACGACAUCAGAGCAUAUGCCAAAGUCUGGUGAGAGAUUCGCUCAGCUUCUCGCUGACGCAGGGUGGUUUCUGUACGAGGCUGGCCAGUGGGAAAGCGGAAAAGCCUUCUUCGAGACUGGAAUAAGCAUCUGCGACAAGGUCUUUGCCAUGAAGCCUACAAAGCUCACGGCCGUCCUUUACAAUAACCUUGGAGUGAUAUAUGAUUCCCAGCACAAGCCUGAUGAAUCUCUAGCCAACGCUAUGAAGGCUUUGAAGAUACGAGAAGAAUGCUUGCCCGCUGGCGACCCUGAGAUGGGGAACUCGUAUUCAAAUAUUGGGCAUUCAUUUAUUGACAAAGGUGAUUAUGUACAGGCGCAGAAGCACUACCUAGAUGCCAUUCAAGUUCACGAGAAAUGCGAGACACCGUCGCACGAUUUGCUUGAGGGUGCAUAUUCCUGCAUGGGUAAAAGCAUGCUCUAUCUUGAUCGCCUGGAUGAGGCCGAGUUCUGGAUCCAGAAAGCAAUGCACUAUCAUGAGCACUUCAAGCCGGCGAACUUCUUCGUCGCCGAAACACUGUUCGCAAUGGGCUCUUUGAGGAUGAAGCAGAAGCGGUGGGGUGAGGCUGAAGAGCUGAUUCAAGAGAGUCUGUCUAUCCGCACCAGGAUUCUGGGGAAGAAUGCUAGGCUUGUAGGCGUAUGCCUUCACCAUCUUGGGUUCAUCAAAGACCAUAUAGGUGAACUCGACAUGGCAGAGACGUAUUUCAGGCGAGCUAUUGACAUCUUUUCAGUGUCAUCGGAGAAACAGACCGGUCUGCUUGAGCGGUCAAUGAUUCGUUUAGUACAGGUUCUAGAGCAUGGUGCGGAGGCCAAUUCGGAGGAGGUGAGCCACCUCCGCGAGGAGAUUUCCAAGAGCGCAAAGCUUGACAAAUUGACGCAGGAACUUGAAGCAUAUGAUGACAUUGGAUGGGAGGGCGUAGUCCAGGUUGCUUAUCGCUGUUAUAAAUAA